AUGAAUGUGUCCCCAGACUCCAAGAUUGAGAUAUCCUUCUGGAUCUCUUGGGCCCUUACUGUCGCUCAUGAGGCGAGUGAAUAUACAGAACAGAAAUUCAAUGCGGACAAGACGGGAGGGGAGCUGGUCAUUCCUUCUCCCCACCUAGACACAGAUCUGGUCAUGGCAUCAUAUCACAAUCCCAUUCAGAUGCAGAUCAAUAUUGUAAGAUACAGCAAAUUGAUAUCCCUGAAGGACACUGGCCAUAAUGAAGAGAGAGAGAAGGAGUUGCUUGACAGGUCUCCUCCUGGCCAUGAUGGUACUAUGUUUAUCGACAUACCCACCACAGUUCUCGACAUUACCGGUGCCAUUCUCGUAUGGAUACUGAAUAUAUUACAGGAAGAGAUAUGGAAGGCCUCCCAAUUGCUGAAUCCCACACUUGAGAAAAGUGUCAAAGUCGGGGGAAGUUGGCAGACUAAUGAAGAGUGGUUUGGCCAAGGCUCCAGGAACGGUGAAAUCGCUGCCGGAUGCAUCAAUAUAUCCCCGGCUUGGUUUCAGCAGGGGCAUGAGACCAUCUCAGACCCAGAGGUAUCCACGUCAUUGAAGGGUCAAUGCUCCAAGGAAAUUCUCAAAGCUAUUGCGAGGCUGGCAGCUAUAGCAUCAGCUGCACUCAGGGUCAUGCAUCCUCCACAGUACUGGGCAGGCAUGUGA
Messenger RNA from Suillus paluster, 690 nucleotides. RefSeq lists its product as uncharacterized. The record is from RefSeq and is a predicted model, not a curated record. Bases 1 to 690 code for a protein of 229 amino acids. The transcript is spliced from 5 exons. Lineage: Eukaryota; Fungi; Basidiomycota; Agaricomycetes; Boletales; Suillaceae.